AUGGCCCUUCGCUCCAGGAUGUGGCAGCAGCCGGCCGGCCGCCCCUACGCAGCAAACGUACAGGGGUACCUGCCUGGGCUGCUUCAAACAUCCGUAACUCAAGUUUUUUACCUGGGUGCAGACGCGCUCAUGGCUCUUGCUUACUCCUCCAUCCCCCAGCUGGGCCUGUUUGCCCACCUCUACCCCCCUCCUCUUCUGCCCAAGCCAGGCAAAGACAAUGCCCGGCUGCAGAAGCUCCUCAAACGCACCGCUAAGAAGAAAGCCGCAACUCAGGCCUCGCAAUCUGCCGCACCCUUUCGCUCCAGUCUGUCCCCUGUGAACGAAGCUAGUCCAGAUUUGGAACACAGCGAUCACUCCUCAACUCCACCCAGAACGCCCGAAACACCGUACAGCUUUUAUCGCCAUCAACCCCCGAGAUUUUCAGUAAAACCAGUCAAGUCGUACCAGCAUGUGGCAUCACCCUAUCCCCAGCGUGCUGCAUUUGGACGUGGAGUUGGGUUGUCCCCGCUAACUGUGGCGCCACCUCUGUUCACACCACCCGUUCUCACUUCUCCUUCUUACCCCUCCACCCCACCUGUUACAGAGUCUGCCCCACAGCCUCCAGUGCCCAAAAUAACACUGCCCGCUUCCUCCUUGCUCGACCCAGCAGCUGUAGAAGUGCAAAAACCAGCCUUCAUCGCGCUUCCUGCAACAACAAGGGCACCAAGUCCUGGCUUUUACUCGAUAGAUUUGCCACAGAAGCGACCACUCACUGUGUUAAACCCCACUCUCAAGUCGAAAAGCCCUCAAGUUGCUACAGAAAGCCCAGAAGUUAAGCAGCCUAAAAAGGAUUACCAAGAUGGACUCAAGGUGGUUCGAAAAUUGUUUGGCAAAACUCCAACAGCAGAGAAGAAAGCUUUGGUUGAGACACCAGCUACAACUAAAGCUGAAGUGAAAGAGGAAACAAAGAAAGAGUCAAAGUCAACCAUCAAAAUGGCUGCAUCAGAAUCAAAAAGUGAAAAGAAAGAAGAAUCCGUCCCACCUGCUCAAACUGAGAAUAAGGAGGAAGAUGGGGCCUUAAAAGCUGAGCCUCUUCUCAAAGCUUUGCAAAAGCCAAAAGGCCUGAAAUCAAAGAUGAGUGGUUGGUCCAGGCUCAAGAAGCAUAUGGUGGUUGAGCAAGAGGAGCCCAGGUUUCCAGAAAUGGGCAGCCAAAAUGAGCCAGCAGUUUCGGACAAAAGUAGCGAGGUCAAACCGCCUGAAGUACAAACUGCAGCUGAACCACCAGUUGAGGGACAGGCUACAGACAGAGACAGCCCCAAAGCAACAAAGAUGUGGAAUGCUGUCCUGUUCCAGAUGUUUUCUACUAAAGAGAAUAUCAUGGCGCAGAUUGAGAUGAACAAAAGUGAAGAGGAGAAAACGCAGGAGAAACCGGAAGAGCCUGUCGAGGUCCCUUCAUUUGCACACCGCCUGCCGGUGCUACUGUUUAGCCCCCGAUUUGAUGCUAAGAAGCUCAGAGAGGCAGCAUCCAGGCCAGUGACGAAAAUUUCCACUGUGUUUGAAAUGGGGCUCAUUGGCCGCAAAGGGAAAGACGAGGAACCAAAAGACUUUAAUCGAACAGCAAGAGGGUUCACUGCUUAA
This is a messenger RNA of Knipowitschia caucasica, 1617 nucleotides long. The record is from the annotation of a GenBank genome assembly. NCBI's taxonomy places the organism in Eukaryota, Metazoa, Chordata, Actinopteri, Gobiiformes, Gobiidae.